This is a messenger RNA of Cornus florida, 651 nucleotides long. RefSeq lists its product as uncharacterized. Gene Ontology annotation, molecular function: catalytic activity. The record is from RefSeq and is a predicted model, not a curated record. Lineage: Eukaryota; Viridiplantae; Streptophyta; Magnoliopsida; Cornales; Cornaceae. The coding region runs from base 1 to 651 and encodes 216 amino acids. The transcript is spliced from 3 exons.
AUGGGUUCCACUAUUUUGGAUAUGAGCUGUUUUAGCUUCAGUUUUGGCAAUAACUGGAGUUUGACGUCUAGCAGAAGAUCAAGGCUUCGCAUUUCCCAGGUAAAAACCGUCGGAGAGCUAAGGAAGACACGAGAUAAGACAGACCUGAGGGGAAAAAUAAGGAAUGUCAUGGAAGAUAAUCUUAUCAUUUCCGAUUCUCAUAAAUCUAUGCUAGACAUCUCCCCUCCACUAGUUAGUGCAUUACAAGCUUUAGCAGAACAAGAUGCUGCCAGUUUUCACUUCCCAGGGCAUAACAGAGGGCUAGCUGCUCCAUCAUCAUUGACUCGACUCAUUGGCUUCAGAACUUUUCUUCAUGAUUUAAAUUUACCCCCGUCCCUUUCUCCCAAAAGGUCCAUUUUAGAUGCACAAGAACAAGCAGCCAAACUGUUUGGCGCAUCAGAGACAUGGUUUCUUGUUGGGGGCACAACUUGUGGAAUCCAUACGGCAAUUAUGGCCACUUGUUCCCCGGGAGACUCUCUGAUUAUCCCCCGGAAUUCCCAUAUAUCAGCCAUCUCUGCCAUUGUAUUGUCUGGAGUAGUACCAAAGUACAUCAUUCCCGAGUAUGAUUUUGAUUGGGACAUCGCUGGUGGAAUCACUGCUUUGCAGGCAUGA